UAGAGCUUUAAUGAUGGUGUGUUGAAUCAAGACCAAAGCUAGUAAUCUGCCACCAUGUUAGAGGUUAUAGGAGCAGGUAUCAAAGCCCCUUCUGGGCUAGAGUUCAGGCAGUCUAAGAUGGAACCAACUCUAAUGGGAGUAUGGGCAAAGAAAUCUGUUCGGAAGGGGCGAACCUUUGGGCCUUUCAUUGGUGAGAAGAGAGAUUGCAGUGAUGUCUUAGACGAUACAUACUCCUGGGAGAUCCGAGGGCCUAAAGGAGUACGGCUUUACAGCAUUGAUGCAUCGGAACCUUCUAAAGCAAACUGGAUGAGGUAUGUGAAGAGUGCCAGAAGUUUUGAGGAACAGAACAUGAUUGCUACACAGUACAAGAGAAGUAUCUACUACAGGACACUAAGGCCUAUAACUGCUGGAGAAGAACUGAUGUGUUGGUAUAAGAACCUGUCGCCCACGGCGCAUCCAUUAGAGACGACUGAGUCAUUAGAGAUGGAGGAGAGUGAUGGCGCCCUCAACACAUCGGGAGAAAGCAUCACAAGUGCCAAGUCUGAUGGCAAUGAAUGUAAAUCAGAUGGUGACAGCUACGAUAUGCAGAUGCCAAUCUUGGAGAAAAUGGAGACAUCAGAUAUUGUCCCAUCCCAGCUGGACACCAACAUGUCUACAGAGUCAGAGAACAGAGCCAAGGUACCAAGUCACCUCGAUGUUAUGGGUCAUGACGAGAUGGAUGACAAGGUUGCAGAACCACCUCUCAUCUCUCCCAUCUAUCCAUCCAACAGCCAACACUCGGCCAACUUCUCCUCCAUAACAGCUGGGGUAGACAUAGGUGGUGUUGGAGAUAGCAACAUUCAGAUUCAGGAACCUGAUAUAUCAUCCAGUGAUGCCACCUCCCACUAUAUGGCAAGUUCUGAAGAUACUUUGGAAGGACAUGUGGACUCCACCUCAAUCACUGAUUUAAAAGACGAUGUGAAAGGCGUUGGUGCUAAAAAGAAGAGCAAAGCGGAUUUGAAACGUCAGCUUAAAGGUCAGGGUGGUGCUCCAAAGAAGAAAACUAGGGUUGGCCAAAAGAUAGUGGGAGCACCCAAGUCUCAGGGGUCUGUGCCAAUGAUGGAAAAGGAUAACAAGAUACCAGUAGAUGAAGAUGGGAAUAGUGUCGCAGUGAUUGGACCUGAUUGUGUCAUUACAUUGCCUGAUGGAAGUGAACUAUUCGAAUGCCAGUUUUGUCCAAAGAGAUGUCGUUUUCCCAACGGCCUCAAAUUACAUCUUAAGCUGAAGCACCAUGUUAUGAAAAUCACAGUGGAAGGUGUUAAUACAACAAAAUGGGGAAAAGGAUUAGGACCUGAUGAUAUCAAAAACAGAAAGAAGGCAAAAGUAAAGAAAGAGGAAGAUAAAGUGAAAAAAGACAAACUAAUUCAGGAAACUGUUAAUAUUGUAAAGACUCCUCCAGAGGAAAUAAAAAAGCCUCCAGUCUCUUUGCCUGCUAAGAAAAAUCCAAAGAACACUAAAAAGGGACAGUUCAACUGUCACCUAUGUAACAGGACAUUUAUGUAUGCAACAUGGAGGGAGAAACACUUGCUGAGACACAAGGUUGAAGGGAGUAAGGAAAUGUUCCUCUGCCCUGAAUGUCCAAGGAGGUUUGUUACAGAUGGAGACCUGACAAAGCAUAAGCUUACCCACAGAUCAGUGCCUCAGGAUCUAACUACAGAAAGUGAAUCAGAUGUUCCUGUUCAAGGGCCAGGCCAAAAAAAUGCUGUGGAACUCCAGAUAAAGAGUCCAGGUGAUAAAAUAGAUAAUGGUGUUGCCUCAGAAACAUCUGAGGCUCCAGUAGUGAAGAGUCCAGUUCAAGAUGUUAAUUCAUCUGUGAUGACGUCCUCUGAAAGUGCUGAUGGGACUGACAAAGGAACAUCUGAUGAUCAGGAUGUAGCAAGGAGACGAACCAUUACCAACAGGAAAGGUGCUCUGAAGAAGGUUGCAUCAUGCAAAAUAUGUGGAAUUGAAUUUGUGUCCUCGUCAAAUCUCCAUCGGCAUCUCAGGAAGAGGCAUGGACUGAAUCUUGUGAAGAAACAAGGACCAAAGUCAUCCGGGGAGAGUGAUGUUGUCAAGACAGAAGGUAGCCCUGCUGAGGAGAAAGAAUCAACAGUCAGUAUGAAAGCAGAUGUGAUGAAUAAGCCUCUUUCUCAAGAAAGCUUGUUAAAUGUUCCCAUAGUGAAUCCAACACAAACAAAGGGGCACAUGAAGACAAUGGCCAAUAUGACUAGGAUGAUCAGAAGGAAGCAUGCUACUGCAGUUCUUCAGAGCAUGAUGAAAGAGAAGAAGUUUGGUGGAGAGGACACAGUAGGUGACCAAAGCAAAAUACGAGCCAAGCUGCAUGCUGCAUUGAAACAUGGAAAGAAUGCAAAACGGAAGCAAGGUUUUAAGAGGAUUGAGCAAGUUGCUUCCCUCACUGGUCUUACUGGUGAGCCAUGCCACACUGAAAUACCAAACCAAAUAUGUCCUUGGCAGAGCAACGUAAAACCGCAUCCCUUCAUCCCUAAGAAACCACCUACCCCACAGAGUGAUCUGUUAAGUCCAGGACCUUCGUCCAGCAAUAUUGAAGUCUUGGACCUAAGAGUGAAGAAGCCUAGGACAGAAACCUCUCAGAAGCAGAAUACAACUCUAUAUAUCUCGGCAGAUUCAUCACAACCUUUGGAUCUAUCAUGCCAUUCUCGUCCAGUGGUGCAAGUCCCCAAGUACCAGGUUACUCGAAAACAAACUCCUACAUCUCCUGUUGCAUCUGCCUCUCCUGCAUUCACUAGUCAUCAAGAGGUAAAGACAAUAACAAGAUUUAAUAUAACCCCUCGCAUGAAGUCAACAGGUUGGAGAUCUUCUACUUUGACCACUUCUUUGGAAUCUGCAGAUCUUGAGAGGCCAACCAAGUUUUCAGUCCUGGAUGCAGCCAUCACGUGUAAUGUUUGUGAGCUUCCUUUUGAUUCAAUGAAGCUCCUAACCCAACAUGUGGUAGCCCAUGCGGAGGACUAUCCUUACAAGUGUGAGUUUUGUGUGAAGCUCUUUGAGACAACAGAUAGUUUGGCAUCUCACAGGUAUGACUUACACAGAGUUGGCAAGAUGUACUGUUGCUCUGAGUGUCAGCAAGAGUUUGCCUACCUUUCAAAUCUCAAGCAGCACCAAGUAGAUAUUCAUUCAGAUCACAUGUGUUCGUAUACCGAGCGGGGGCCUGAGGAGAUCAGACCACAAAAUUUCACUGACCCCACAAAAGCCAUACAGACACCACCGAUCCUACCAGAGCCUAGAGAAAGGAUAUCCCUCAUUGCUCAUGAAAUGAGCAAAGUGAGUCCUUCCAAGUUUGGUCGUUUCACCUCGACCCAUAUAGCAGACACUAAAAACACUCCUCGAAAGAAAUCUAUGAAAAAAAAAGAUGUUCCGUGCAAUCCUCAAAGACAUCAUCCAUUCGCCCAUGCACGAGAGAUCGGUUACCUUAGUACCUUACCAGAUGGCAGUGUUACAAGUGGAAAAACUGUAAGCCACUUCGAAAUGGCUACAAAUAAUCGCUGCACCAAAUGCGCCAAAGUAUUUUCCAGUACUGCUGAUCUGCAUGUACACAUCAUGGAGUGUGCUGCUGCUAACGUGCCAGGGAAGCAAAAAACCCCAGUCAAGACUCCUGUAAAGACUCCUGUGAAGACUCCUGCAAAGGUUGCUGACAAAAAGAAGCUGACCCAGGAAGAGAAUAAGCAAAAGAAUGCCAAGGUCAGGAGGAUCAGGAUCCAAGCUGCUAAGAGGAGCAGAAGCAGAGCCAUUCAAAAAACCAGUGAGAGUGAAGAGAGCGAUGCAGCCCAGAAGCGGAAGAGAGCUCGUCCUGGACUCAAGAUGUACAACCCUCUUAAUCAUACAAGGAGAAGGGCCAGUGCAAAUAUUGUGGAUGUCCAUGCUUGCCUUGGCUGUGGGAAACAGUUCCACUUUAUCAAUGGUCUCGAGAGGCAUAUGAAGCUAUGUCCAAAUAAGGAUAAGCUCUUUAAUAAGAACACAAAUCCAUACUAUGCUCCUCGUAAUAUGAACCAUCAAUGUGCCUACUGUGCUCGCCAGUUUGUCUACCUCAGAAGCCUCAAGAAACAUAUCUCAAGCUGUCCUUCCAGGCCACCAGACGCUCCCACCUCUGUACCAUCCCUGAUUGUUUCCUUGGCUGCAGCGGCAUCAUCAGGAGUUCCCGUCACGGUUUCUACUGCAUUCUCCCCAGCUACCACCGUUACUCCUUCGACUUCUGCCUCCACACCUAUCCCUGCUACUAAUCCUAGUUGUGCAAUAACAGCCAAGACUGAAAUCCCCAAAAAGGGUGCUUCACUAGAAGUUACCUCAGAUAACCUUAAGAAUAAUGUUUCUCUCGAAGCGACUACUAAAACAAAUGAUAAUUUAGUCAAGGAUGAGGUGCAAGGUGUUGUCUCAACUGUAGGUGGGGAAUCUUCCAUUUCAGGACCUCCAAGAAAAGCAAGGAGAAAGAGGAGGAGGUUGGACCCAUACAGCAAGAAGAAGAAACGAUCCAGCUCACCAAGGUCAAGGCAAAAAAUUGAGAUUGAGGCAGAGGACGAGGAUGAGGAUGUGGAAGGAGAUGAAUAUGAAGAUGGCGGUGACGAAGGAGAAGAGAAAGAGAUGCUACAGAUAGACGCAGAAAGCAGUCUAGAUAAAGGAACUUGUGUAAAGGUAGAAGAAAAGGUGCAACAAAAAAUAGAAAAUGGUAGAGAAAAGGCAAAUGGGGACUUAAAACAAAUUGAGGAAAAUGAUGCUGAUUGGAAGAAAAGAACUAAUGAAGACCAACAGAAAAUGAAAGAAAAUAUUAAAAUUUGUGAGACAAAGGAAUACAUCAUGGAAAACAAAGAAAAGAUAAGUUCAUUGCAGCAUACUGAUAAAGUCUUAGUGGACGAGAAGAAAGAUACAGACAACUGUACAGAGCUUAAAGAACCUGAAAAAGCCAAAGACAAACAAUUGGACAAGGAAGUCAGUUGUGGUGCUUCUGAUGUCACAAUGAAGGAACGGAUGAGCUGUAAGAAUGAUGCAGAAAUGAAUUGUACAAGUGAAGGUCUAUCAGGAAAUGGACAAGAAAAUAAAGACUAUGAGCUUCUGAAAGAAAGUGAGGUAGCAAAGUGUAGCAGAAAAGAAAACGAAGAACAACUUGAAACAGAUAACAAAUCCAGAUGAAACAGGCCUAUCUUGGAGAUGGAUGCAGGUAUUACAAGGAGAAAUAAGACCUUAACCUUUUGAAGGUCACACUUAUCAGGGAACAGCUGUAGGAUAGUGUUAUAUAUAGUACUACACAGAAAUUGUUUGCAGUACAAACUACACAUGCUUGUGAAAUAAACUUGAAAUAGUGAAGGCAAGUGUAAAAAAAAAGUCUUUUAUAUUUUCCAUUGACCCUAUUUAACUGUAUUUUUUUGUCAUAAAAAUUGAUGCAGAGUAGUUGUUCGGGCAGUGCAUUGUCUGGGGUGUCCAAACUAUUGAAAGAAAUUAUCAAAAAGAAAUUUAAGCCUUUAAAUAUCCCAACAUUUUCACAAAGAGCAUAUUGAUGGUUGGCAUUUACAGGCCAAGGCAUGUAUACCGUGACAGCUUGUCUGCAGUUUCAAAAAUUUAUGUUCAUAUCUAAAAUGUAGCAUGUAUGGCUUGCCCUUCACUCGUUACAUCAUGUAACGAGUGAAGUCAAGCCAUAAGUGCUACAUUUUAGAUAUGAACAUGGUAAUGUUUUUCUUGGGAAUAGCAAGAAUAGAUGGAUUGCAAUGUUUUUUUUUAUUUUCACUGAAUUUAAGCCUGUAUUACCUUGUUUGAUGCUGCAUCAUCCAUACUUCCUUGGAGGAAAAUAUUGGUAAAUGUUUGGUUAAAAUCUGUUCAAGAUUUGAUUUUUGUCUCGCCUGCAUAGCAGAGCGAGACUAUAGGCGCUGCUUUUCCGACAGCAGCGUCGUCGUCAAUAUCAAAUCUUAUCCCAAGGUUAAGCUUUUGAAAUGACAUCAUAACUUUUAAAAAUUCAGGUCACAUGAUCAAGGUCAAAGAUUAUUUAGGGUCAAUGACCUUUGGCCAUUUUGGAGGUAUUUGUUGAAUUACCAUCAUAACUUUGAAAGUUUAUGGAUAUAGUUAAUGAAAUGUGGACAUACAGGGGUAAUCCAAUAUCAAUGGUUUUUUGGGGGGAAUAAUUAUUUUAUAGCCAUUUUCAAAGUCAGCACUGCUGCUUUAUUGAAUCAUGUAAUCCAGGCAAGACUGCCUAAGGCACUCCACUUGGUUUUUACAGCACAGAUGAGUAGCUCCUCUUCAUGUUGUGUGAUAUAACUAUAAAAUAUGCCUAUUGCUCGAAAAAUUGAAAGUUAUUGUAUUUGUAAUGGUGGAUACUAUCAUUAGACACAUGAUUUUAUAAUCCCUCCUAUAAGCAAAAUAUCUUUAUUUAUCAUGUUCCAUUGAAAAAAAUGAAUUUAUAUUACAUUAUAUAUGGGUACCUGCUCGCAUAUGACGUCACAAAUUAAAAACCUUAACCAAUAAUUUUCUCUAAUGUUUCUGCUUUUAUUUAAACUAGUACUAGUAUAUUAUCAGGAGGACUUUCUCUUUAAUCACAGGUAAUGUUAAAAGAGUGAAAAUUGAAAAAAAAAAGUGUUCACGAUUCUAACUGGGAAAGAGUAUGUUAAUGUCUAGCAAUCUGAAAAAAGUUUGUCUCUGUUUUACAACUUCUCACCUUAUAUUUCAGGGCUGUAAAAAUGUCCUAUAAAUUCAGCAAGAAACACUGAAAUGACCACAAUAUCAUCUCAGUUAUCAUGUUAUUAAUCAAGAUCGAGAUUUGGGGUCUAAAUCUUUAUACGUGAUCGCAUGAUUGAUGAAUUGAUUAUGAAAUGAUUGCAUUUAAAAUCAUUCAUAUUGUUAUUAUUCCAUGUCCUUGUGUAUUCAAUAUAGUAAUUAAUGGAGUUAGAUCCUGGGGGGGGGGGCCACUUCCAUUGACUAGUGGAUACCAUGCGCGACAAUUGGGUCUCGAAAAGCACCCUAAACACGUAUUUUCCAUAUUCUGAAAAUGCACCCCUUAACAAGUAUUGGCGUGUGAAACCCUACCCUUAACAAGUAUUGGAAACAAAACGAUACUCUUGGCAAGUAUUCCCUGAAUUGAACCUCUAAACAAGUACAGCGAUAUUUUAAUUACUAUGUCACGGACGUCGGUCGUCGGUUUUACCUUUACUACAUCAUUGGGUUUAGUACGGCCACACCUCGCGCAAAUCGUACUCUAAACACUUAGUGUUGACUGUUGGGGCAAAAAGUACAUCCUUUAUAAAACAUUUUAAUCUUGAUUUUUUUAUACCCUCGCCAAUUUGACCCUAAACACGUAGCUUUCCUAGCUAAAUAGAUACCCUUUUUUUCAUUAUUUUAGUGUUUUUGUCACCCUUAAUACGUUACGUACGUAACGUGCCGUCUUGAAAAAGACAUCCUUUUUACAUGUUUUUUUUGGUCGCGCAUGGUAUCGACUCGUCAAUGUAAGUGGCCCUCCAGGGAUGCUAUAUCUUAGGAACAAUCUGCUCAAAAUCUACCUCAUCCCUGAUACAUUGUAAUGUCUACCCACACCAGCCUCAAUCCAUACUCCCUUAUACAUGCUGUUUUAACAAUUUUGUGUCAAUUAUUCCUUAAUGUCCUUAACUUUGAUUUGGCACAACAAUUUUGUGAUUUAUUAAAGCCAGGUUGCAAGAUCCAGAAGUAAAAUCAAUAUAUGUGUUUUUAUUUUUAAAAUCCAUUUAGCUUCCUAACUUCCUGUAUUUGAUAAAAAGAGUUAAAUGGAAAGGUUUGGAUGCUAAGAAUGUUGAAAUUAGCAAAAUAUUAAACUAAAAAUCAUAGUUGCCUCAAAGAAAUUUCCUCCUUUGUGUAUUGGUUAAAGAGAUAGUACAAUUUGUGUUAGUAUUAUAGCAGUGACAAUAAAAUGUUAGUUUUUUUUCAAUCAAAGUUAAUAUAAAUUAACUAAGACCUGUACUGAAAAGGUUAAUCAUUUCCCUGCUAUAGGCAAUCACUGUAACCUAGCGCUGGCUUGCUUAUUAAUACUUUUAUUUAUUAAUUUUAUUAGAACAAGAAAUAGUUCCUAUUGGAUUGUGUCAGCCAUAAACAAGCUCUAAUUCUAUGUAAUACACACAGAUUUUGUCUCAUUGGUUAAAAUUAGUUUACCUUCAAAAUCUUGUUGUUAUUCUUUACGUCUCAUUGGCCAGACUAAAGUUGCAGUUAGUGAUUUUAACUGACAACGUUGGUCUAGGCCACUAAUAUGCAAGGAUAUCAGUGAUUCUGAGUUAGCUGUAUUAUAAUUCGUGAAGUAGCAAGGUUUUGCAUGAAUUGUUUGUUAUUUUGGUUAGUAAAUCUGGGCUUUGUCUGACAAAGAGCUUUGAUUGAUCUGAUCAAUCAAAGCUAUGAAAUUUAGUCCAUGUAAUCCUUGUGUUUUAUGCAAUGUCCCUUUUGAAACAGAGCACUUUAUUGUCAAGACACUGUAGCAUCAUAUUUAAAAAAAAAAUCUUUUGACAUUCCCAAAUUGUUGGGGUUUUUUUUUUUUUUUUUUUAGUUGAUUGGAUCAAGUGCAACUCUUUGUAAAACAGACCUUUGAUCAUAUGUAGAACCCAAAACACCCAUCAGUGGAUCGACAUACUCAUGGCUAGUGACAUUAAAUCUGAAAAGUUUAUCUCCUUUAUUCCAAUUAUGUUUUUAUUACCUGUAUUAAUUGUUGUAAUAUGGCAAUUGGUCUAUUCUUGUCAGCUAAAAUGAUCUGGACAUUCAAGUGCACUGGGUAAUUAUUCAAUCUACUUGUAAUAACAAGUUAUGAAACCUACAAUGUAAUUCAUUUCUCAUUUAGCUUUAUUUUGGUAUAUAAACUGUAUGUAUAACCAUAUAAACAGCCAAAAUGUCAUUAAUUCUAUCGUUAAUCUAGCAUUGGCUGUUUAAUGUUUACUUAAUUGGCUCUUUUUUGGCUGGAAUUGUUAAUAGAUCUCAAAUGAAUGAGAUCCUGUUUUAUUAUCAAUUAUUAUCAAUUUAUUGACAUAUGAAACCCGAGGUAUAUAUAUUUGUAUAUUUUCAUUAGCUCAUUGGAAGUGAAAGAAAGUAUUUACGAUCCAUUGGAAGUAAUUUCAAUGAGGCCUAUAUGGAAAAUUAAUUUUGUGUAAUGAGGAAACAAAGGUGUUUUAAAUAGCUUGUUCAUUUUUGGCAAGUUUAUACUUUUUAAGUUGGAUAUUCUACAUAUUUUCACUGGAAGUUGAAGUUCUUCAAAAAAAAAGAUGACCUGAGUUAAUAGA
Molecule: messenger RNA, 9260 nt
Organism: Lytechinus pictus (painted urchin)
Lineage: Eukaryota; Metazoa; Echinodermata; Echinoidea; Temnopleuroida; Toxopneustidae
Product: PR domain zinc finger protein 2-like
Exons: 5
Coding region: 55-5178 (1707 amino acids)
Biological process (GO): regulation of gene expression
Cellular component (GO): nucleus
Molecular function (GO): histone methyltransferase activity; protein binding
Source: RefSeq, a predicted model, not a curated record